Messenger RNA from Anisakis simplex (herring worm), 438 nucleotides. The record is from the annotation of a GenBank genome assembly. NCBI's taxonomy places the organism in Eukaryota, Metazoa, Nematoda, Chromadorea, Rhabditida, Anisakidae.
AUGCAACAAAACAUUGGUGGCCAAACGGUGAGGGAAGUAGAAAGAUUGCGGAAGACCGCACAGCGAACAGCAACAGUCGAAAUGAAGGGAGCUUCGGUUGGUUAUUUGAUAGCACUUUUUGGUACCGAAUCUCCACAACGUAUGCAGCUUUUGCAGCCGGACGAAGCGUAUAAUGACCAUGAGGGAAGUUUUGCGAAGAGUCUUGAUGAAAUGAUGGAAAGAUUAGAAGCUGAAUUGAGGAUUAGGGGAACGGAUCGUAUCAGCUAUUAUGAGGCUGUACUGCAUCCAACUGAUUUCGGGAAAACGGUCGAAGCGAUGUAUCGUGUUGCUUACCUCAUCAAUGAAGGACGAGUUAUAUAUCAUUCUACUGAGGAUGAAAUUCAAUCUCAAUUGAGUGUGUUUUUAUCAGAAUCGAUUAUUUCUCUAUUGAUCAUCUGA